CCGGCCCCGCGCCGGAACCUGCGCUCGCGGUCUGAGGUCGCCUGGAAGAAGCCCAGUGCCGUUGCCGGUCUCCGUCCUCCAUGGCCGCCACGCUGCUCGUCCGGGCCUGCGGCCCCAUCCGCGGAACUCUCCGGCCUCGGGACUGGUGUUGCUUACAUACCAUCUACCAGUCUGUGGAACUGCCCGAGACACACCAGAUGCUUCGUCAGACGUGCCGGGACUUUGCUGAGAAGGAGCUCUUUCCCAUCGCGGCCCAGGUGGACAAGGAACAUCGCUUCCCGGCGGCUCAGGUGAAGAAGAUGGGUGAGCUGGGGCUCAUGGCCAUGGAUGUGCCCGAGGAGUUUGGCGGUGCCGGCCUCGAUUACCUGGCCUACGCCAUUGCCAUGGAGGAGAUCAGCCGGGGCUGCGCCUCCACUGGAGUCAUCAUGAGCGUCAACAACUCCCUCUACUUGGGGCCUAUCCUGAAGUUUGGCUCCAAGGAGCAGAAGAAGCAGUGGGUCACUCCUUUCACCAGUGGCGACAAAAUUGGCUGCUUUGCCCUCAGUGAACCAGGGAACGGCAGCGACGCGGGGGCCGCUGCCACCACUGCCUGGGCAGACGGUGACUCGUGGGUCCUGAGUGGCACCAAAGCCUGGAUCACCAACUCCUGGGAGGCCUCGGCCGCCGUGGUAUUCGCCAGCACGGACAGAUCCUUGCAGAACAAGGGCAUCAGUGCCUUCCUGGUUCCCAUGCCAACGCCUGGGCUCACGCUAGGGAAGAAGGAAGACAAGCUGGGCAUCCGGGCCUCAUCCACUGCCAACCUCAUCUUCGAGGACUGUCGCAUCCCCAAGGACAACCUGCUGGGGGAACCGGGGAUGGGCUUCAAGAUUGCCAUGCAAACCCUGGACAUGGGCCGCAUCGGCAUCGCCUCCCAGGCCCUGGGCAUCGCCCAGGCUGCCCUCGACUGUGCUGUGAACUACGCCGAGAAUCGCACGGCCUUCGGGGCGCCCCUCACCAAGCUGCAGGUCAUCCAGUUCAAGUUGGCGGACAUGGCCCUGGCCCUGGAGAGUGCCCGGCUGCUGACCUGGCGCGCUGCGGUGCUGAAGGAUAACAAGAGGCCUUUCAUCAAGGAGGCCGCAAUGGCCAAGCUGGCUGCAUCGGAGGCCGCAACUGCCAUCACCCACCAGGCCAUACAGAUCCUGGGUGGCAUGGGCUACGUGACAGAGAUGCCAGCCGAGCGGCACUACCGUGACGCUCGCAUCACUGAGAUUUAUGAAGGCACCAGUGAGAUUCAGAGGCUGGUGAUCGCCGGGCACCUGCUCAGGAGCUACCGGAGCUGAACCCUCGGUAGGGCCGACAGUGCCUGCCGGCAUCCGGGCUGGCCUGAGGACCAGGGGAAAGUGGGCAGGAGCCACGUGGCCUUCCCCCUGACUCCCUGUCAAGGCCUGUGGGGCAGAAGGGUGGGGGCCACGCCCCCUCUCGCCAGGGUCCCCAGACCCAGUCUUCUGGGUGGACCUGCCGCCCUCAGCUCUAUCCGCCCCAGACUGAGCUGCCUGGGAGAAAGGAAGAGCCGGGCUGUGGUCUGAGGAUGCCCGUCCUCAGCUCAGGUUCUUGGCUUUGUUCCCUCUCCACCACCGACUGUGCCUUAUUCUCUUCAUCUGGAGGCUGGGCCGUGGGAAGGGAGAAAUUACCACUUGGGGACUCCCCAGUUCUUUUCUGUGGGCCCUGGCGCUUAGUGUGAGACCCAGCGUCCUCUUUCCUCUGAGGUCAGGAGUCUGGAGGAGUGGGGUGCGGUGGGGGCCCGGAAUGACCAGGCCUCGAAGCAGAAGUGUUCUCUCAGGCCCUGUAGCCUCGGGGCUGGGUCAUUGUGGAAGCUGCCCUGCAUCCCAUUAACCUGUUCUUUGUAAAGUAUAAAUGAGUGCAGGUGGGUGGUCUGAUUCGUGCUGUGGGAUGAUCACCUGUGGGAAGUAAGUAAUAAAGCAUACCUGUCCCCUGA
Messenger RNA from Delphinapterus leucas (beluga whale), 1975 nucleotides. It is a transcript of the gene ACADS, whose product is annotated as acyl-CoA dehydrogenase short chain. Gene Ontology annotation, molecular function: short-chain fatty acyl-CoA dehydrogenase activity; flavin adenine dinucleotide binding. The record is from RefSeq and is a predicted model, not a curated record. Lineage: Eukaryota; Metazoa; Chordata; Mammalia; Artiodactyla; Monodontidae. Gene Ontology annotation, cellular component: mitochondrion. Gene Ontology annotation, biological process: butyrate catabolic process; fatty acid beta-oxidation using acyl-CoA dehydrogenase.